AUGAAGGCCAGGGUUGCACGGGGCUGGUCGAUGGAGGCCCUGGGGAGAGGGGUCAAGCUGGCGAGGGAGGGACGAGCUCCUGAAGCGAUCCCACACUACCUCAAGGCCCUGGAGCUGGACCCGACAAACCCCGACGCGCACGUCGCGCUGGGCGCGGCCCAUGCCAACGCGGGAAGCUGGCAGGAAGCCGCCGACGCCAUGGCCGCCGCCCUGGCCCUGGACCCGGACCACGCCAACGCCCUGGCCUACGAGCGGCGCAUCGCCCAGCGGGCGAAAGAGGAGGGCGACGACGAUGCCGUCGACUGGCCCCGCUCGCCCAGCCCCGAGCGCGGGGAAGGGCUGGACCUGAGGAGGGCGCUGCGCAUCGUGAAGAAGCAUCGCCGCCAGAAGGGGGGCGCACAGCAGGGCCACAAGACCAAGCACAAGCGCAGGCACAGUAAGAGCCGCAAGCACAAGCACCGAUCUGGCGAUUGA
Auxenochlorella protothecoides is the source of this 474-nucleotide messenger RNA. Its product is annotated as Tetratricopeptide repeat protein 14. Gene Ontology annotation, molecular function: protein binding. Bases 1 to 474 code for a protein of 157 amino acids. The record is from RefSeq and is a predicted model, not a curated record. Lineage: Eukaryota; Viridiplantae; Chlorophyta; Trebouxiophyceae; Chlorellales; Chlorellaceae. The transcript is spliced from 5 exons.